ACAGAACCCGAUAAAAACAACUCAAAUGCGUGGCCUCGUCCUUCUCCUCCUUAACAAUUAAGGCAUCAUAUUAUCACUCAUCGUGGCCUCGUGAGAAAAACUCUCAUCAACGCGGAAAAACCAACAAAUAGAAAUAACCAACUUCCUUCAUCUCACCUCCAUUAGAGAGAGAAAAAAAACAGCAUCAAUGGGUUUACAAUGGAUGCUACUCACCUACGCAGUUGCAGCUGAGGCCGCCAUUUUUCUUCUCAUCUCUCUUCCUUCACCUAAGCUCGUCAAAACUCGCAUCGUUUCUCUUAUCUCUCUCAUCCUUCAGCCGUUAAUGUUCAUCGUCCCUUUUGCUGGCUUUCAGCUUCUCGAUAUUUAUUGGAAGUAUGAACACCGAUUGACGUGUACUUCUGAGAUCUGCACUGCUUCUGAGAGGGAUCGCUAUGAAAAAUCGAUGUACAAAUCUCAGAGGAAUGUGAUUCUUUGUGCUUCAGCCUGUCUUCUCUACUGGUGCAUCUACCAUGUGUGCAGGUAUUACAAGGAUAUUCAAAACCUGGAGGAAGUUGAAAAGAGGUACAAGAAGCUGUAAACUUCCUAAGCUUUCACCUGUUUCUCUACCACAACAUGGAGAUUAGAAGCUAGUUAAGGCGGUUUUUGAUGUCAGGAUACACACUUCAGCUACAGGAGGCCCUUCUCAUUGUCUUUUUAUUUCAUUUUUUGUUGUUGAAUCUGUGGAUGGAAUUUAUUGUCUAUAGAAACUUAAGUAGAUUUCUCUUUGUACGUUACCUGUAAUGGCUGGCCUGUUCGCCAGAAUUUACUGUGAAGUUGUGAAUUAUUUUAAUUUAAACGUAUCUAUCUUAUACAAAGUAUGACCUUAUUAGCUCUUA
This is a messenger RNA of Chenopodium quinoa (quinoa), 875 nucleotides long. RefSeq lists its product as uncharacterized. The coding region runs from base 188 to 577 and encodes 129 amino acids. The transcript has 4 exons. Gene Ontology annotation, cellular component: endoplasmic reticulum; endoplasmic reticulum membrane. Lineage: Eukaryota; Viridiplantae; Streptophyta; Magnoliopsida; Caryophyllales; Amaranthaceae. Gene Ontology annotation, biological process: intracellular protein transport; endoplasmic reticulum to Golgi vesicle-mediated transport. The record is from RefSeq and is a predicted model, not a curated record.